GCCGCCAGUAUACGGAUCCUUCAAAUUAUCAUCAAUCCAUUAUCUAAGAUGGCCGAUCCUCUGUCUAUCAUUGGAACGGCCGGCGCGGUUGCAAACAUCAUCGAUGUAUUGACCAAAACGAUAACCACUGUCUGUGACAUGCGACAAGCAUGGAAAACCGCAGACCUAACGAUUUUGGCAUUCGAGAAUCAGCUCAACCUCCUCAAGUUCUCAUUAUGCGAAAUCCAGAAAUGGGCUGAAUCUAAGGUCGAUGAUCAAUCGCAUCAAUUGGUCAUGCAGGUGGAUAGCUGUGUCACAUGCUGUCGCCUGCUCAUCAGCAAGAUCGAUGGUGAGGUCUCACAACUUGAGAAGACAGAAGCCGGGGAUCUGAUGAUGGGAUCCAAAAUAUCUCUUCUCUUCAAAACCAAAGAUAUGGAGCAGAUUCAACGAAUGGUUGACCAGCAAACACAUACGCUGACGCUCCUCCUGAGCGCUUGCAACGCAAAUGCUUUAGAAGAACAAAGAAAGAUUCUUCAACAACCCAAAAUCAUUAGGGCGUUGGAGGAGAUGGGCCGAGAUACUGCAUCACUGAUUGUUCAUCGAGACUCCGACUCGAUAGUGACAGCUACAUCAGUAAGCUCUUCAAGAUGGUCGGUGCAGUUUGCAUUUGAUAGGGAGCUGUUCAUCACCAAAGUCUAUGAGAAGUGGAUUCGAAAACUCGCAACGACACGGAGGACACAUAGUGCUACUAUCCAAGGCGAACAGCAACGACCCUCAGACCCCCAAGCCCCUCCACCCGGCCCACCAACAGAACAAGCUACGCUCACUCGCACACAGAGUGUCGCAUCCAGAGACUCAUCUAGGUCAUCUCAAAGCAUAGGCGAACGAAUUACUUCUUUGGGACGCACUGCUAUGAGCAUUGAGUUGAAACCUCUAAACCUCACCCGGACCAGGAGUGAUUCAAAACUUCAGGCUAAGGAAUCUCGGAGAAUCGAUCAGAAGUUGAAAGAUGACUCAGAGAGUGCCAACAGGCAGAUCAAGGCAGUAAUUAUGGGCUCAGACACGAGAAAACAAGUGUUUGAAGGGAUAAGACGAUCCCGUUAUCAACCAGAAUACUAUGAUAAGACCUAUUCUCGUCUAAUAGUCUUCGAAAACGUUAUGAAGAGCUUGAAGUCCUUGAUUGCUUCACUGCGGUAUGGCCAUGCCCUCAAAGAAGCAGACCCCUUAUGGCAACACUUCGAGACUAUUUUGUCCUGCGAGAAAGACUUGAACCCGGAAACCGGUCCUGACCCUGAAUUCGCAAAAACGGUGGGCUUAGUCCUUGAACACCCAGCAACAAAGACCUUGAUGAAGAGGAGUGGUUUCGUUCUCCCUAACAAUGGCAAAUACCUAGCGGGUAAUGAAAAGGCGUUGUUCCCGCAACUUGAGGGCAAAAUUAUAAUCUUUGUUCUCGAUUUAGGAUCCUACUGUCGCACCCUGCCCAGUGACGAAGACGAACUUUUUGGCGAUACUGAACUUUCCGAGAUGAUGCUUCGAUUCGAAAAGGCCAUCAAUUCGCCAUUUUUAAGGAACUCGGGGAUUAUUGUUGUUCUUAACAACGCCAAUGCCUUGAAGAGAAAGCUCUUGACAGAACCGCUUGGUCGAUAUUUUCCAGAAUACACAGGCGGAAACGACUAUCACAGGGUUUAUGACUACAUUGUUUCGAGACUAAACCAGGUGAACCGGGCUUAUCUUCCCAUGCUCUUCCACCUUACCACUGCGGUUUAUGAUGAAAGCUGUCAUCGUUUCUUACAAGCUGCCAUUAGAGAGAUGGAUCUGAGUGCCACCCUAAAGGCAUUAAACUUAACAUAGCUUAAAUAGCCUCGGGAGAGAGACAUUGAACAUUUCAG
Messenger RNA from Fusarium oxysporum Fo47, 1868 nucleotides. RefSeq names its product G-protein alpha subunit-domain-containing protein. Bases 49 to 1830 code for a protein of 593 amino acids. Gene Ontology annotation, cellular component: heterotrimeric G-protein complex. Gene Ontology annotation, biological process: adenylate cyclase-activating G protein-coupled receptor signaling pathway. Lineage: Eukaryota; Fungi; Ascomycota; Sordariomycetes; Hypocreales; Nectriaceae. The record is from RefSeq and is a predicted model, not a curated record. Gene Ontology annotation, molecular function: guanyl nucleotide binding; G protein-coupled receptor binding; GTPase activity. The transcript has 3 exons.